Messenger RNA from Manacus vitellinus (golden-collared manakin), 402 nucleotides. RefSeq names its product small integral membrane protein 33 (gene SMIM33). The record is from RefSeq and is a predicted model, not a curated record. The coding region runs from base 1 to 402 and encodes 133 amino acids. Lineage: Eukaryota; Metazoa; Chordata; Aves; Passeriformes; Pipridae. The transcript has a single exon.
AUGAACAGCUCCGUGCCUGGCAGCCAGCUGAGACAGCCCGAGCCGCAGGACGUGGCCGCCGUCACUCCCGUGUCGGUCGCCAGGGCCGUGACGAAGAAGGCGGACGCGCUGCCCAUGAUCUCGGUCAUCGUGGUGGUCUUCGUGCUCCUGGCCGUGUUCAUCAUCCUCGUGGUGCACUACGGGCCCCAGCUCCGCACCGUGCAGAUCACCCUGUACCACGAGCCCCUGCCGCAGGACCUGCACGACGGGGUGCACCUCACGCGCUGGAAGCAGCUGGACCCCCAGAGGAGGUGGGAUCUGCCUGGCAUGGAUCCGGCUGGAGGGAGCUGCCAGUGCUCCUGCAAGCACCACCUUCCCGGCGGGAGCGCUGAGCCCAACGUCAUCGAGGUCACGUACCUGUGA